UCUUUUCUUUGCCUCCGCAGCCGGCCGAGGGGGCGGGCCUUGCAGUCUUUGUUGCCCACGGACCCAGCGCAGCCGCCCGCCGGGCCGGAGUCGGGGCUGGGACGCUGGGAGCUACGGUGGGGCCGGGCAUGUCCUGAGCCGAACCCGGGACCGGACAGCCACCGGACGGGACGGACGAGAGCGCGCGCGCGGGGUCGCCCGGCGGCCGCCUGGCCCCGGCCAUGCCCGGCGGUCCGAACCCCCGCAGCCCCGCGCCGCCGCUGCGCCCACUCCUGCUGCUGCUCUGCGCCCUGGCGCGCGGCGCCCCCGGACCCGCACCAGGACCCACAGCAGAGGGCCGGGAGGCGCUGGACAUCGUGCACCCGGUGCGUGUGGACGCGGGGGGCUCCUUCCUGUCCUACGAGCUGUGGCCGCGCGCGCUGCGCAAGCGAGACGUGUCCGGGCGCCGAGCCGCACCCGCCUUCUACGAGCUGCAGUACCGCGGGCGUGAGCUGCGCUUCAACCUGACCGCCAACGUGCACCUGCUGGCGCCCGGCUUCGUGAGCGAGACGCGGCGGCGCGGGGGCCUGCGGCGAGCGCACAUCCGCGCCCACGCCCCCGCCUGCCACCUGCUGGGCGAGGUGCAGGACCCGGAGCUGGAGGGCGGCCUGGCGGCCAUCAGUGCCUGCGACGGCUUGCAAGGUGUGUUCCAGCUCUCCCAGGAGGACUACUUCAUCGAGCCGCUGCAGGGGGCUCCAGUCCGGCCUGGCCGUGCCCAGCCCCACGUGGUGUACAAGCGCCAAGCCCCCAAGAAGCGGGCCGCACCCGGGGACUCCAGGACCGCAGGCACCUGUGGGGUGCAAGAGUCCCCGGAGCUGGAGCCUCGGCGGGAGCGCUGGGAGCAGCGGCAGCAGUGGCGGCGGCAGCGGCCGAGGAGGCUGCACCAGCGCUCUGUCAGCAAAGAGAAGUGGGUGGAGACUCUGGUGGUGGCCGACGCCAAGAUGGUGGAGUACCACGGGCAGCCGCACGUGGAGCGCUACGUGCUAACCAUCAUGAACAUGGUGGCCGGCCUGUUUCAUGACCCCAGCAUUGGGAACCCCAUCCACAUCACCAUCGUGCGCCUGGUGCUGCUGGAAGACGAGGAGGACGACCUGAAGAUCACACACCACGCAGACCACACCCUGCGGAGCUUCUGCAAGUGGCAGAAAAGUAUCAACAUGAAGGGGGACACACACCCCCUGCACCACGACGCCGCCAUCCUGCUCACCAGGAAGGACCUGUGUGCGGCCAUGAACCGGCCCUGCGAGACCCUGGGCCUGGCCCACGUGGCCGGGAUGUGCCAGCCGCACCGCAGCUGCAACGUGAACGAGGACACGGGCCUGCCGCUGGCCUUCACCGUGGCACACGAGCUCGGGCACAGUUUUGGCAUUCAGCAUGACGGAAGCGGCAAUGACUGUGAGCCGGUUGGGAAACGGCCUUUCAUCAUGUCUCCACAGCUCCUGUACGACGCGGCGCCCCUCACCUGGUCCCGCUGCAGCCGCGAGUACAUCACCAGGUUCCUCGACCGCGGGUGGGGGCUGUGCCUGGACGACCCUCCCUCCAAGGACAUCAUUGACUUCCCGGCCGUGCCGCCCGGUGUCCUCUACGAUGUGAGCCACCAGUGUCGCCUCCAGUACGGGGCCUACUCCGCCUUCUGCGACGACAUGGACAACGUGUGCCACACACUCUGGUGCUCUGUGGGGACCACCUGUCACUCCAAGCUGGACGCAGCCGUGGAUGGCACCAGGUGUGGGGAGAGCAAGUGGUGUCUCAAUGGGGAGUGUGUUCCUGUGGGCUUCCGGCCGGAGGCUGUGGACGGAGGCUGGUCCGGCUGGAGCGCCUGGUCCGUCUGCUCGCGGAGCUGUGGCGUGGGGGUCCAGAGCGCUGAGCGGCAAUGCACACAGCCCACGCCCAAGUACAAGGGCAAGUACUGCGUGGGUGAGCGCAAGCGCUUCCGCCUCUGCAGCCCGCAGCCCUGCCCCCGCGGCCGCCCCUCCUUCCGCCAGGUGCAGUGCAGCCACUUCGACGCCAUGCCGUACAAGGGCCAGCUGCACACGUGGGUGCCCGUGGUCAGCGACGUGAACCCCUGUGAGCUGCAUUGCCGGCCGGCCAAUGAAUACUUUGCCGAGAAGCUGCGGGACGCCGUGGUGGAUGGCACCCCCUGCUACCAGGGCCAGGCCAGCCGUGACCUGUGCAUCAACGGGAUCUGCAAGAAUGUGGGCUGUGACUUCGAGAUCGACUCGGGUGCCGUGGAGGACCGCUGCGGCGUGUGCCACGGCAAUGGCUCCACCUGCCACACUGUGAGCGGCACCUUCGAGGAGGCUGAGGGCCUGGGCUACGUGGACGUGGGCAUGAUCCCGGCGGGGGCACGUGAGAUCCACAUCCAGGAGGUGGCCGAGGCAGCCAACUUCCUGGCCCUGCGCAGUGAGGACCCGGACAAGUACUUCCUCAACGGCGGCUGGACCAUCCAGUGGAACGGGGACUACGAGGUGGCCGGCGCCACCUUCACCUACGCUCGCACGGGCGACUGGGAGAACCUCACGUCCCCCGGCCCCACCCACGAGCCUGUGUGGAUCCAGCUGCUGUUUCAGGAGAGUAAUCCCGGCGUGCGCUACGAGUACACCAUCCACAGGGAGGAGGCCGGCCGCGGCGAGGCGCAGCCGCCCGAGUUCUCCUGGCACUACGGGCCCUGGAGCAAGUGCACGGUCACCUGCGGCACAGGUGUACAGAGGCAGAGCGUGUACUGCAUGGAGCGGCAGGCAGGGCCCGUGGAUGAGGGCCACUGUGACGCCCUGGGCCGGCCCGAUGACCGCCAGCGGAAGUGCAGCGAGGAGCCCUGCCCUGCCAGGUGGUGGGCAGGUGAGUGGCAGCUCUGCUCCAGCUCCUGCGGGCCGCGGGGCGUCUCCCGCCGGGCCGUGCUCUGCAUCCGCAGCGUGGGGCUGGAUGAGCAGAGCGCCCUGGAACCGUCCGCUUGCGUGCACCUGCCCCGGCCCCCCGCCGAAGCCCCGUGCAACCGCCACGUGCCCUGUCCAGCCACCUGGGCCGUGGGGAACUGGUCUCAGUGCUCGGUGACAUGUGGAGUGGGCACUCAGCACCGGAGAAUCCUCUGCACCAAUGACACCGGCAUCCCCUGUGACGAGGCCCAGCGGCCAGCAAGCGAGGCCCCCUGCCGCCUGGCACCGUGCCCGUGGUGGCCACCGGACACUCUGGGCCCCGACGGCUCAGGCAGCGGCUUCUCCAGCCCUGAGAUCUUCAAUGAAGUGGAUUUUGUGCCACGCCCCCCGGCCCCACGCCCAUCCUCUCCGCCUGGCAUGGGCAAUGCCAUUGGGGAGGAGGAGCCGGAGCCGCCAGGGCCGGUGUUCGUGGACGACUUCUACUACGACUACAACUUCAUCAACUUCCACGAGGACUUGUCCUACCCUCCCUUCCAGGACCCCACCCCGGACCUGACGGGCGCAGGGGCACAGUCGCCCCCCACAGAGCCUCCUGGGGCAGAGAAGCAGGGGGCACUGGGAACUCCAUCCCCUGGCCCCCCGCCCAGCCAGGCUGGCCACUCCCCGCUCCCCCCGACGGAGCCAGCACCUGUGAGCCCCUCGGCCACCAUCUUGUCUGAGGAUGCUACCCCCAUGGAGGCCCCAGACCUGGGGCUCCCCAGCUGGCCCCAGCCCUCUGGUUCGGCCCACGGCACGGAGGCACCUGCUGUCCCUGGGAACCCACAUGAGCUCCUGGUGGAGGAGGACAGCCGGAGCCAGCCGGCCCCCACGCCCCGGGACAGGACCAAUGAGGUUUCCUUGGACGAUGAGGAGCCCGCCAGCCGUGGAGCCCCCUCUCCGCCCCAGAGCCCCAGCCCCUCGCUACCUCCUUUGCCCUCUGGUGGCUCUACCCCCUCUUCCCCUAGCACUGGCCCAGCCGAGUCGUGGACAGAAGGCACUGUGGCCUGGGGGCCGGCUCUGGACCGUGGCCUGGGGCCUGUGGACAGUGAGCUGUGGCCCACAGUGGGGGCACCUCCUCCCCCACCUCCCCCUUUGGCCACCCUAUCAGGGAUUCGGGGUGGUGACAGCCCCCAGGAGCCAGGGACUCCCACGGCUCCAGCCCCAGACCUGGGCUCAGAGGACCUGUGGACGCUGGCAGUGCCCGGGGCCUUCUUCCCCACAGCCCCGACCCACCUCGGGCACACGCCCUGGGGGACUGCCCUGAGCCCAGGACCCUCCCCCAGGCCGGAGGCGUCUCUGAGCUCUGUGCCACUGCCCACACCAGCUCGGGACAGUCCGGCCAACAGCAGCAAAGCCCCAGAGGCCCCGCCCCUGGACCUGCUAGGUGCCAGGAAUGCCAGCUGGCAAGUUGGCAACUGGAGCCAGUGCUCCACCACCUGCGGCCUGGGUGCCGCCUGGAGGCCCGUGCGCUGUAGCACCGGCCGGGACGAGGACUGUGCCCACACUGGCCGGCCCCAGCCCGCUCGGCGCUGCCACCUGCGGCCCUGUGCCGCUUGGCACACAGGCAACUGGAGUAAGUGCUCCCGCAGCUGUGGCGGUGGUUCCUCGGUGCGGGACGUGCAGUGUGUGGACACACGGGACCUCCAGCCGCUGCGGCCCUUCCACUGCCAGCCCGGGCCUGCCAAGCCGGCUGCCCGCCAGCUGUGUGCUACCGAGCCCUGCCUCAGCUGGUACACGUCUUCCUGGAGGGAGUGCUCCGAGGCCUGCGGUGGUGGCGAGCAGCAGCGGCUGGUGACCUGCCCAGAGCCGGGGCUCUGUGACGAGGCGCGCAGGCCCAACGCCACCCGGCCCUGCAACAUGCAGCCCUGCACGCAGUGGGUGGUGGGGCCCUGGGGCCAGUGCUCCGCCCCCUGUGGCGGGGGUGUCCAGCGGCGCCUGGUCAAGUGCAUCAACACCCAGACGGGGCUGCGCGAAGAAGACAGCGACCAGUGCGGCCACGAGGCCUGGCCCGAGAGCUCCCGGCCGUGCGGCACGGAGGACUGCGAGCUCAUCGAGCCUCCACGGUGUGAGCGGGACCGCCUGUCCUUUGGUUUCUGUGAGACCCUGCGCCUGCUGGGCCGCUGCCAGCUGCCCACCAUCCGCGCCCAGUGCUGCCGCUCGUGUCCCCCCACCGGCCAUGGCAUCCUGUCCCGAGGCCAUCAGCGGGUGGCUCGCCGCUGACCCGCUCUACUGAACACACAGACCGACGAUGACAACGAUGACGCACGGACCUCAGCGCCCCACCAGGGCUGCGGCGGCCCCGGCCCCGCGCCCCAAUGGUGCUAACCCCGCCCCGUGGGCAGGCUGGGGAUCCCCUCAAGAAAGGGUAUUUUUUUAUUCUAACAGUUUAUGUAACAGUUAUAAUUUACAUAAAUCAGCACCUACUGU
Molecule: messenger RNA, 5378 nt
Organism: Lepus europaeus (European hare)
Lineage: Eukaryota; Metazoa; Chordata; Mammalia; Lagomorpha; Leporidae
Gene: ADAMTS7
Product: ADAM metallopeptidase with thrombospondin type 1 motif 7
Exons: 24
Coding region: 222-5171 (1649 amino acids)
Biological process (GO): proteolysis; extracellular matrix organization
Cellular component (GO): extracellular matrix
Molecular function (GO): metalloendopeptidase activity
Source: RefSeq, a predicted model, not a curated record